AGCGCGGGUGGGAAGGGGAAGAAAAUGGCGGCGAAGAAGAAGUGGAGUGGUACUACAUAAAUUGAAUCUUUUGUGUAUGUCCAUCUUUUCCUCGCACGAUUUAUGCCGUAGGAAGAAUUCAUCGGUACUACCAGCUUUUUUGGUUAUUUGGAUGGAAGCAUGACGAGUUUUGUUCGUGUCGGAAGCUGAGAUGAGUUAGGUGCAAUGCUUCGGCUGUCCCCGUAGUUAGCCUCCAAGUAGACACCUACCAAGCGUGGCUCUGCUCGUUGUAAGUAAAGUUACCACGGCACUAAUAUCAAAUAGAAGUAUUAAGGCAGAAGUAUGGGUCCUACGCUAUUCAUUCUUUUGCGGACAAGGCCAUGGCUCGUCGCUUCUGGCGUGGUUGUCCGCCUCUCGUUCUGGGUUCUUUCUACUUUCUUUAUGUUCAUGUCCAUGAUGGAAGGCCCAGCUGUCUUCUGCCGGGAAUGCACACAAAUGUGAAGGUCGCUGCUCAAAUUGAACACUUCAGGAAUUCAAGCUCUCCCAGGACAGAUCCAGUCUAAUAUGGGAAAGGUGUUCGGCGACCCCGAGUCGCUUCGGGAUCCGAAGACGGAGCUGACACCAAAACAGCUGCAAGAGCGGCAAGCGCGAUUUUCAAAAUAUUGCAGCAAAUUCAAGUACGCUGAUGGGGUUCCAGCGUCCCCCGUAUUCCACGAGGGUAAUGGUAAAAGGGAUUGGUAUUGCGCGGGCCCCACGAGCAUGCUGACAAAGUAGUUGCGCAGCAAGUUUCUGCUACAGUCGUGCUGUAGUAUAUAUAAUGCUGCAGUUUUUCUUUUUUACUAUCUACUAUCCCAAAAGAGGACCGCAAAGGAUUUCCCCACGGACUGCGUCGUACAAGAAACUACAAAUCAAACACGGACGACCGCGAUGCUUGGGCGUUAAUUUUCUGGUCCAUAUUUGAAUCUAGGUAAAAUCUUCGUUUUUUUCUUCUAACAAUCAGUAGUCAGUUUUUCAGCUUCUCGCCCAUCCAUUUGACAUUCGAAAUUUGAAUUUCGCCUCUAGUUGUAAAAAUGAUAUUUAUAUGCAGUUGCCCGUUUUUUAGCAUCGCAGUUUAUUCCGAUCCACCCACACCACGACCACAGCGAUGCCGUUUCCCUGGUAAGCCAAUUGCUUUCACUUGAGUGAUAUUUUUACAGUACCAGUAUAAUCUUCACCCCCAGCCAACCCCGCACGAAUCAGCAUCAGUUAUCAACAGCCCCAUUGACAACUAUAGUUCCCCCCUUGACUCAAACUCAUUCAAUUGCGAAUCACCCCGUUCUUCUUCAACCCGUUCUUCUACUUGGAAAAAGGCUGCUUCCUUUCGUCGUGCCGUGUUCGGAAAUUGAACUCGUGCCAG
Messenger RNA from Amoebophrya sp. A120, 1375 nucleotides. The record is from the annotation of a GenBank genome assembly. NCBI's taxonomy places the organism in Eukaryota, Dinophyceae, Syndiniales, Amoebophryaceae.